Penicillium macrosclerotiorum is the source of this 252-nucleotide messenger RNA. RefSeq names its product copper metallochaperone ATX1. Lineage: Eukaryota; Fungi; Ascomycota; Eurotiomycetes; Eurotiales; Aspergillaceae. Gene Ontology annotation, cellular component: cytosol. The transcript is spliced from 2 exons. Gene Ontology annotation, molecular function: copper chaperone activity; metal ion binding. Gene Ontology annotation, biological process: copper ion transport. The record is from RefSeq and is a predicted model, not a curated record. Bases 1 to 252 code for a protein of 83 amino acids.
AUGUCUGAUAACGGAUCCGAUCAUGAGUACAAGUUCAACGUGUCCAUGAGCUGCGGCGGUUGUUCUGGCGCCGUGGAGCGUGUGCUCAAGCGGCUGAACGGCGUCAAGACUUAUGACGUGAAUCUGGAGACCCAGAUGGCGAUUGUUCAAACCGAGCCGACCGUGGAAUAUGACACCGUCCUCGACGCGAUUAAGAAGACCGGCAAGACAGUGAAUAGCGGCGAGGCUGAUGGUGCCGUCAAGGAGGUUUGA